GGCAGACAGACAGAUACCUAACUAACAAUAUACACCCCCACCACACAGGUACUGCGGGUGUUAACAUGUGUAGUAUGCCUUCAUAUCUUCUGUGUGUUUAAGGGGUCAUUAUUCUCCUUUACCACAAACUGUCACCUCCUCAAGAACGGUCUAGGCGCUUGGAACACUCAGCUCAGGAACACCCUUGAAGACAUCUGGCAACGCAGGGAUCGAACCAGAGGACGCCUUGGCCUUCUGGUCCAAAGUCACUACCAACUAGUCCGUCUAGUCCGUGAGACAGAGUACAUCUUCGGUCCAAUGCUACAGUGUUAUUAUGCAUCUACGGUGAUAAUUCUCUGCACCGAGUUGUACCUCUUAGCCUACCGUAUAGGGUCCAGUCAAUACUCAGCUGAUGGGGUAAUAGCUACAAGCCUCAUGACACUACAGACUGCAGCCGUCUUUGUGCAGGUGUCUCUCUCGGCUGCUGCUGUACAGGAGGUGGCCGAUGACAGCAUAGAUGUAUUAAGAAGAGGUCUUCCCUAUGACACUUCAGACAGAGACAAAUUUAAUAAAGACGAAUUGACGACAGCAUUGACAGGGUCGCCCUUGUACAUCACUGGUGGCAAAUUCUUCGUCAUCAAUCGACCAUUUAUCAUAACAGUACUGAGUGCGGUCGUCACUUACUUUAUCGUCAUGAUCCAGUUUAUGCAGCCCAGCCAAUCAGAGCAGCAGGAUGCAUCGAACUACACUCUCUCUCUCAAUAUCACCGAUGUCAGCCAAUUAAACUUCACCAAUUUCAGCCAAUUUAAUCUCACCGAUGUCAACUAGCUGGACUUCAACUGCAAUCAAUUUAACCUCACUGACAUCAACAAGCUGGACUUCUAAAUAACAGCUUAAUCUCAGCUUAAGUGUAAAGUCAUUCUGAAAGUAAAUAUGUGGAUAUUUAUAAGUUAAUUGUAAAUCUAUGAAACAUGUUUUGGAUGAUUCAGUAAUGAUGAAAUAAUGACCAAUAAUGAUGUUAUAGAGAUAAUCAGGUCUUACAACCUCUCAGAACCUCUCACAACUUCUCAGAACCUCUCACAAUGCCUUACAACCUCUCAGAACCUCUCACAAUGCCUCACAACCUCUCAGAACCUCUCACAAUGCCUCAGAACCUCUCACAAUGCCUCAGAACCUCUUACAAUGCCUCACAAUGCCUCACAACCUCUCAGAACCACUCACAACUCUACGUUUCACAACACUCACUUGUAAACGUCAUCCCAUUCUGUUAUAUAAUCUUGUUUAUUUGUAAGAGCAAUAAUUAUAAUACUGGUCUAUGAUUUGUUAAAUUAUUGUACAUUUUUUCAGUUUAUUCACAGAAAUUAUUGAAAUA
Homarus americanus (American lobster) is the source of this 1351-nucleotide messenger RNA. RefSeq lists its product as uncharacterized. Bases 298 to 807 code for a protein of 169 amino acids. Gene Ontology annotation, cellular component: membrane. NCBI's taxonomy places the organism in Eukaryota, Metazoa, Arthropoda, Malacostraca, Decapoda, Nephropidae. Gene Ontology annotation, biological process: sensory perception of taste. The record is from RefSeq and is a predicted model, not a curated record. The transcript has 6 exons.